Messenger RNA from Labrus mixtus (cuckoo wrasse), 1651 nucleotides. RefSeq lists its product as uncharacterized. The coding region runs from base 888 to 1346 and encodes 152 amino acids. NCBI's taxonomy places the organism in Eukaryota, Metazoa, Chordata, Actinopteri, Labriformes, Labridae. The transcript has 5 exons. The record is from RefSeq and is a predicted model, not a curated record.
GGAAGUCCAUUGUAAGAAGACAGACCAGGUCAUUAAAAUAACGCCAUGGUUAAUAUUUAGGAGAAAAAGGUUAAAUCUCAUUAUUAUGGCUAUGAUUAAUUUUACUUUAAUUUCAGAAUCAUGACUUUAUCACAGGCCAUUUUUGCCUUUAUUGGACAGGGCAGCUAAGUGGAGAUGAGAAAUACUUGGGGUUUGACAUGCAGCAAAGGGCAGACUUGAACCCAAGUCUGCUGCGACUAUAGCCUCUGUACAUGGAGCUCUGGUCACCAGGCCAAAAGUCACAAACAUGACUUUUUAACUCAUGACUUGUUUACAAUUUUGACUUUUAUCAAUUGUACCUCCCCAAUUUUAAAAUGUCUCAACUACUCACCAUUGGUUUAUUUCUAUCAAGUUAAUUACGCUACAUUUUCAUCUUCUAUUUCCACUGGCAGAAAUGGGCUUCCAACAUUGGCUAACUGCUGUUCUAUCCCUUCAACCCCCUAAGCUCAGCUGUCACGCUGUCAGGACAGGAAGAGGACGGAUGAUCUGCUGACACAGGUGCAGGUGUGUCCCUGCUUCUUCACACAAGCUUCCCCCACCUGUUGGUUUGUUUGGAAACCCUCUGCUGUUAAUGAGAUGAACGACUCGUGCGUCGUCAUUUAAUCCUGUUUGAAGUCCAGAGAGGUCAGCGCUCAGAUCCCCAUAAGAGCAGACCGAGACAAAGCAGAGGUGUUUACAGGUACUCGACCUGAAGCACUAGAAGCAAUGCAACAAACGGACUACGCUUUGCAGCUUUGACAAAUGACAGUAUCAACUGGUGUUUUCUACUGCUAAAACAAACACAGAUUAAAGCCUCAUUUUUCUCCUGAGAAUUAAAAUAAGACUGGCAACAACUUGUGAUUUUCGUCAUGGAUUCGCUCAUGUCACUCGGUGCCCCCCUGAAGCAGUUCACCAGCUGUGUGUCGGGGAAAAACACCGCCGCCAAGAGGAGCCAGUCUGUCCGCAGAAACAGCUUCACCCGCAGGAAGAGUGUCAGCAGGAGGAGAAGCCUUCCCUGCAGCAGCCAGAAAGUGCCGGACUCCUGGCUGCGAAUGUACCAGGCUGAUCUUAAGAGAGAGAGGAAACGACAACAAGCCAUCCUGGCCAAGAAGAACGCAGAACGAUCGGUUAGGAGAACUCACUUUAGGAGCCACCACUGCCUCCCAAGGCACAAAACAGGAGCCAGAAAAGCAUCCCCUGUGAAGGACGAUUCCUUCUUCGGAGCCUUCCAAGGCCUCAGCCUGGACGGCCUGAUGGGAGGCAGUAAUGGAUCUUCUGCCAUAGCUGCUCCUUCUGCUGCAGGUGGAGAUGUGUGCAAAGUCAUGUGAGACCUCAUUGGAGGACAGACUGUUUAAAUGAUCCAUUACAUCUAAAGACUUGAGGAUUAAAAGGCUCAUGAAGGAAAAGUGACGAGACAGAGGCUGAAACCUUUCAGAACCAAAGAAAAGUAUUCUACUGUUAUUUCUUCAGAUCUUGUUCUUUUUAGAGAAGUUAACGUUGAUUGCACUCGACUCUUUGAUUGUUUCUCAGAGUCUUCUUUGUAUCAAUCUUUGCACUUUUUUCUGUUUACUGCAUUUGUUGUCGUAUAUGAAUGAUAUCAAAAUGAUUAAAUCUCUGCUGACACCUCCCUCUA